UAUGACGUCAAUAUGCAUAUGAAGAAAAAAAAACACCGUAGACCUAGGCCUAGUUCUUGAACGCAUGCGGGAAAUACAAAGCCACUCCUGCAUUCUCUAUGUAGCUGUUUAGUUGGACAUACUGUUUUCAACAGUUACUGAUUUUGGUUUCACAAAAAAAAAACAACAACUAAGAAUGCAGAUGAAAAUAUUUGCCUUUUUUGUUGCCUUUUCCUCCGGUAUGUGGGCGUUUGAUAUGACCCUCGAAGACUUCCAGAACUCCGUCUGUCCGUCCGGCACCCUGAAGUGUGAGUUUGACGGCAGCUGCUGUAACGCUGAGAGUCAGUUCUGUGACCCGCUUGUACGAACAUGCAACGACGCCUUCCCCAAAGACGCGGACAAACUCCAGACUUGCUGCAGGGAGGCGGGGAACGCAUCGACCAGUUCGAGGCUGAUUGACGUCUGCUACUUCAAAUUUGGAAAAGAUUUUCUCCACGACAAAUGUGCCGGCACUUUAGACGAGAGCUCUGACAGAUUGCUGUUCAUUCUGACUGUCGUGUUUGCCAGUACUGCUUUCGUCUUGACUGUUUAUUCGAUUGUAGUGACAAUAAAACUAAUAAAGUCCCAGCGUCGCAGUACAAAGCGAUGCCAAGGAGACGCCGAAAAGCCACACAAAGCGGACGAAUACGACCUGAAUAGACAGUUAGCACCCUUGAUGGGGGCAAACGGGUCCAACCCACACGCUGGUUCAGCAGAGAGAACAAAUCGUCCCGACGACAUUUCCCUGAAUUUGACAUCAAGAGCUAGAGCUAGUGCCGCCAAUGUCAGUGAUUCCAGCGGCGUGGAAGCAGAAGUGAACAGACUGGCCUCUCCUGUUGAAGAGGGCUGCAUCCAUCAACCGAUGGUGUCUUUGGCGGGGGCGACAAAUUUUCCAGUCACCAACGUCAACGAAACGUCAGAAGUUGUCACCAGCGGUUGUCAGUACACACCAACAACUGAAACUAAAAGAGUUUAAUUAUGCAUGGUUGACGGUAUUGUGGGCUUGUUUUUUUUUUUUAUUUAAAUGUCACCGGGGAGGUCUUUAAAAACGGUUUGUUUCCUUCUUAAAAACGUGUCCGCAGCAGUUCAGGACUGUAUGACGGCGACGACUUAGGUAAACACAAAUAGUUAAAUUAAUGUGGUGACUAUAUUAAAUUAAUACUUGAUUAUGACCACAGUACAACUCAGAUACCAAUACGAUAAUGACCAGUUUACGAUAGUGUACUGAUGUUAUGUUGACAUUCAAUGACACUAUAAUCACAGCUAUUUCGCUGACGUCACCAAAAAAAGGUCACGGUUAGACCGUUGUUCCAAUGACCUAUCAAGUUGUGAAGUCACCCUACACCAGAUGUGUGAGGGGAGGGUGGGGGAUGGUCGUACAAGAACAAAUGUCAAUAACGACAAAGGCUUACAGUCAUAAGUGCAACAUGGACAAAACGCCGACAUGGACAGGGGUCGAAAGACUAUAGGCCGAAUGUCGUAAUGCCGACAUUGACAGGGGUCGAAAGACUAAAGGCCGAAUGUCGUAAUGCCGACAUUGACAGGGGUCGAAAGACUAAAGGCCGAAUGUCGUAAUGCCGACAUUGACAGGGGUCGAAAGACUAAAGGCCGAAUGUCGUAAUGCCGACAUUGACAGGGGUCGAAAGACUAAAGGCCGAAUGUCGUAAUGCCGACAUUGACAGGGGUCGAAAGACUAAAGGCCGAAUGUCGUAAUGCCGACAUUGACAGGGGUCGAAAGACUAAAGGCCGAAUGUCGUAAUGCCGACAUUGACAGGGGUCGAAAGACUAAAGGCCGAAUGUCGUAAUGCCGACAUUGACAGGGGUCGAAAGACUAAAGGCCGAAUGUCGUAAUGCCGACAUUGACAGGGGUCGAAAGACUAAAGGCCGAAUGUCGUAAUGCCGACAUUGACAGGGGUCGAAAGACUAAAGGCCGAAUGUCGUAAUGCCGACAUUGACAGGGGUCGAAAGACUAAAGGCCGAAUGUCGUAAUGCCGACAUUGACAGGGGUCGAAAGACUAAAGGCCGAAUGUCGUAAUGCCGACAUUGACAGGGGUCGAAAGACUAAAGGCCGAAUGUCGUAAUGCCGACAUGGACAGGGGUCGAAAGACUAAAGGCCGAAUGUCGUAAUGCCGACAUCGACAGGGGUCGAAAGACUAAAGGCCGAAUGUCGUAAUGCCGACAUGGACAGGGGUCGAAAGACUAAAGGCCGAAUGUCGUAAUGCCGACAUGGACAGGGGUCGAAAGACUAAAGGCCGAAUGUCGUAAUGCCGACAUCGACAGGGGUCGAAAGACUAAAGGCCGAAUGUCGUAAUGCCGACAUGGACAGGGGUUGAAAGACUAAAGGCCGAAUGUCGUAAUGCCGACAUGGGCAGGGGUCGAAAGACUAAAGGCCGAAUGUCGUAAUGCCGACAUCGACAGGGGUCGAAAGACUAAAGGCCGAAUGUCGUAAUGCCGACAUCGACAGAGGUCGAAAGACUAAAGGCCGAAUGUCGUAAUGCCGACAUGGGCAGGGGUUGAAAAACUAAAGGCCGAAUGUCGUAAUGCCGACAAAAAGUCGAAAUUCAAACGUAGUGCUCCUAAAGCCAUACGAAACUCUGAUAUAUACCAGCCGACUUUCGCUCAAGUCAUUCUUACACUAUAUUUCAUUAAUGAUUAAACAAACCAUUUAAUUUUUAAAUAUUACGAGGAUGCCUUUCAUUGAGCUGUAUACAUCGUAGACAUUAUCAAUUGUCAGUUAUUUGAUUAUAGAAAAACCUGUUUCAAUGCAGAAGAGUAUUAGAGAAAAGAAUCAGAGAUGUAUAUCUCCAUAUUUGUAUUGUUAACCAGUGUUUUGGUUAUCAUCCUUUCUUACACCAGAGUGAAAGUUAGAGUAUAAAAAUGAAUGAACACCUGUGUGUAAAGUAAAAAAUGCGGGCGAUUUAGUCGUUGUGUAAAUAUAUCAAUGAACAAUUAAAGCUUAUAUCUAUAAAUAUGUACAUGCUUAUGUUAAAAAACCUGUAGUAUUUAUUCUUAUUUUAGUUUAUACACACACGUAAUUUUAAUUAAUUUAAAUUUGUUCUUCUUGGUUCAACUAGCGGGCUAGGUCUGAUCACAAAAGACAUUUUUGUUAAUUAGUGUUUAGAUAAUUAGAUACGUUUUGUACUAUGUAUAUAUUCAUAUGUAAGUACAUUCAUUAAAUAAAAAGAUUUAAUUUAGA
Molecule: messenger RNA, 3214 nt
Organism: Physella acuta
Lineage: Eukaryota; Metazoa; Mollusca; Gastropoda; Physidae
Source: RefSeq, a predicted model, not a curated record